Molecule: messenger RNA, 1050 nt
Organism: Pygocentrus nattereri (red-bellied piranha)
Lineage: Eukaryota; Metazoa; Chordata; Actinopteri; Characiformes; Serrasalmidae
Exons: 2
Coding region: 337-1050 (237 amino acids)
Source: RefSeq, a predicted model, not a curated record
UGUUGGCACUGAUUGUACACUGUUUUCCUUAUUGGUCAGGAUGUUGACCCUGACUGGUAAAAAGAUUGGCUCUAAUUGGUGAGAAUGUUGACCCUGAUUGGUCCACCUGAAUGUUGGUCCUGAUUGCUUAAAAGUCUAGAGUGUUGACCCUGAGUAAUCUAAAUAUGAUCUGCUAUAAGGCUGUCUGUGACUGACCCAGAGCAGAUUAGGCAUGCAGUAUAAGUUGCCAUGGUGAUGUACCCAGGAAAGAAGUGAUCCAUCAGCAUGAAACAGAAAAUCAGAAUACCAAAAUUUGUUUAACGUUUGCUGGACCUGCUGGAACGUGCGCUGAGGUGUAUGCAGGCGAGUCGCCGGCUGCUGGUGGUCCUGAGCAGCGAGUGUGUGUGUGAGAAGAGUGUGAGCCUGCUGGAGUGCCGGCUGUGUGUGUACCUGCACCACAUGCUCCGCACGCCUCUGAUCAUGGUGCGGAGGUGUGCCCUUGGUGCCCCCUGCAGCGAGCUAGCAGAACUGCGGCGGAGCUCAACCUGCAUCCGAUGGCACGGUGCACGCUCGGAGCAGCCCGGUUCACGCUUCUGGAAGCUUCUGAGGUUGGCGCUGCCUGUCCGGCCACUGGCAUUGGGCCGACGGCUCAUCGACAGCACGUCGUCGCACUCGGACCUGGCAUCGGCCGCACUCAGACACACACAUGCGCUCACACAUGCACAGCUGGGGGUUUAUGGAGGAGCACAGUGCCUGAAAGGUCACCAAAGUCAGGGACAGAGGGGGCGGGGCUGCGAGAAAAGGGGACGGGGCUGUGCUGUCUGUGUGAACUUUCAGGAGAGCCGACGCAUUUGGGGUGGAGUUGCUGUGCCCCACUGGAACACACACCUGCAGCAGAGCAUCACGGCCAACGGGACUGUCACACACACUACACACACGGCACUAAGUGUGAUGCCUGACUCAGCAGACAACCAGGACGGUGAAACCAGAGCAACACAGGGGUCAUGUGACCACACCAACAAUAACGGCACUCACAGCCAAAGCUGUGAGAUACAAACAACACACUGCUGA